Messenger RNA from Silurus meridionalis, 6656 nucleotides. RefSeq names its product teashirt zinc finger homeobox 1 (gene tshz1). The coding region runs from base 2043 to 5459 and encodes 1138 amino acids. NCBI's taxonomy places the organism in Eukaryota, Metazoa, Chordata, Actinopteri, Siluriformes, Siluridae. Gene Ontology annotation, biological process: regulation of transcription by RNA polymerase II. The record is from RefSeq and is a predicted model, not a curated record. Gene Ontology annotation, molecular function: DNA binding; DNA-binding transcription factor activity, RNA polymerase II-specific. Gene Ontology annotation, cellular component: nucleus. The transcript is spliced from 3 exons.
CCUUUUAAAGAACAAAAUAUAUGCAUUUGAGCCAUUAUACGGAACCUAAAAACUACACUAUGUGUCCCGAAUCUUCACACUGCACUAUCGGAUGGCAGGAAAACAUUACUAAUAAACUAGUGCAUGCGGCGUGAGUCUAUAUUUACCUCACUGUUUGGUGUGGAUUUGGGACGCAGCCCAAGUGAUUAAAAACGUGUGCAAAUCAGAUGCGCAACUAUAAACGGCGCAACUGUCUCUUUAGGCCACAUGUGCCUUUUUUCGGACUAAAUCGAUUCUCUCACACCCACCCUCUCUCUCUCCAUCUUUCUCUCUCUCCAUCUAUCUAUUUGCGAAUUACGUGUGCGUAAAACUCAGAGUGGUCUUGUGGUUUACCUGAGCAUUAUAUGUUCGGUCUCUCUCUCUCUCUCUCUCUCUCUCUCUCUCACACACACACACACACACACACACACACACACACACACACACACAAACUCUGUACUGAUUCGAGAGAAAUAAAGCGAGACUUCAAAGUCGCAUCCGUUCUCUUGUUUUUGCGCAAAGUUAAUUAACGCAUGUAGGUCAUCAUCUUCUCAUGGGGUAAAAAGAAAACAAAAGUGAUGGUUAUACGUUAUAAGUUUUCGUGUGCGUCUCAGUGGACUACAGAAUGAAUAAAUAUAAUAAUAAUAAUAAUAAAAUGUAAUAAUAAUAAUCAUAAUAAUAAUAACAUAUGAGUUAUUACUAUACUGGUUUCAUAUACAGUAGUAAUUAUUUUUUCCCUGAAUGUUUGGUUAUAAUUCUGUAUAAUGGCUCGUAAAAAGCGCAGACUUUAUACACAGUGUUCACAACGUAGAGACAUUUUUGGGCACAAGCUCCAGGUCGUUGCACUUUUUAUCGGAUGAAAGUGUGCACACUCAGGCGUAGUGUUUCACUUCAGUUUUCCACCACAUGUACAGAAUACAUUUACGUAAUACAUCACAUUUUCAGUUCAUUGUCUUUCCUUCUUUUUGUUCUGGAUAAAACUCACGAUUCAAAUGUUAAGUGAGAGAGAAAACAACAACAACAACAAAACAAUAAUUAGAAAAAAAAAAAAAAACCAAGCAAUUAAUACUCGGAAAGGCGCAAAGAAAGAUUUUCGCAACGUUCCAGUUGAAUGUAGAGACGCGCGUGUGUGCGAGAGUGUGUGUGUGUGUGUGUGUGUCCCGCUUCCCCCUUGUACGAGUUUCUGAUGGCAGCUCGGUGACGUAAGACGCAUCAACGACAGGCGACAGGCAGAUUCGCGCGAGACGCGGGGAUGGGCGGAUGGAUAGAUGGGUGGAUGGAUGGGUGGAUAGAUGGACAGAUGCUGGGGCGGAACUUGGAAAUAUUUCCGCAUUAUUAUUCGCUUCUGCCUGCCGGGCGAAGAGCGUAAAACGCGCAGCUGGCAAUCUCUCAAUGAUGCGCCGCUCCAUGAAAGGAGCAGUCGGUCCUCCUCCCCAGUGCGAGACGCCUUAGACGGACGGAAUACAGUCGUCGGACUGGGUGGUGGUGUUUUUGCUGCUUUUUUCCCCCUUUCAAUUUUUUUUUUUUUUUUUUUUUUUGGUGUGUGUGUGUGUGUGUGUGUGUAUGGAAGUUUCCUCCCUUUCCUCGACUGCUGUCCCGGUGAAACGCGCUCGAGGAAGAUCUGGCAGAAAUGGACGGAGCGGCUGUUGAGCAGUGACCGAGCUGUGCGCUGUUCCACCCCGGCAACGGAGAUACGGGUCUGCCCGUGAACUAGAUCAGAUACAGACCAAGUUUUUCGAUUGUUCUUUUUUUCUUUUUUUUAAAGAAUUAAAAACAAAAACUGGAGAACACUGCAAGACUUUAAUCGACCGAGUGACUUUUUUUUUUUCUCUCAAGGACAGAAGCAAGAUUACAUCUAAAAAUCCUGAUCCCUGAUCCUGGUUUAGUUCUAAAGAAAAGGACCGACUACAAGAAUUUGUAAAAGAUUUACCAUUUUUCCCUCUUUUUUAUUAUUAUUUUUGAAAUUUCGUCGCCUGUAUUUCGAUUCUGUAUGAAAAGUCAAGUGGAGAGAGUUGGAGAAGAGCAUGCCGCGGAGAAAGCAGCAAGCACCGAGGCGAUCUUCAGCCUAUGUGCCUGAGGACGAGCUGAAGGCAGCCAAGAUCGAUGAGGAGCACCUGCAGGAUGAUGGGCUCUCUUUAGAUGGCCAGGACACAGAGUACCUGUGCAACGAGGAGGAGGAUCCACGUGAGCAGCUGAGCUACCAGAACUCCCCUCUCAGCAAUGGCACUAACCCUGACGCCGGGUACGGCUCACCACUUAGUGACACCAGCGAUCACCUGGCUGACUUUAAAAGCACCUCUUCCAAAGAGGGCCAGGAGAAGGAUGAGACUGAGGACAUGGAGAUGGAGCCUGGUCUUUCUGUGCAAGACAGCUUGGCAAAGAUGAAAGCCGCCUAUGCAAACUUGAUCUCGAAUGCCUCGUGGUCCAGCAUCACAAGAGACAUCAUAAAAAGCAAACAAGUUAACAUUAGCAACAACAGUACCACCAGUAACCACAAGGGGAGCAAUAGCAUUAUGAAUAGUCAUGCAACUAACAUCAACAGCAGUGGGAGCAGUAGCGUUAGCACAGCUAGCAUUAGUGCUACAACAAGCACCACCCCGAGCAACACUUCCACCAAUGCCAUCACUUUAACAAGUAAUAGCAAUGGGAAUGUGAGUGGUACCAGUAGUGGAAGUGUCUCUUAUGACUGGCAUCAGGCUGCACUUGCUAAAACAUUACAGCAUACACCGUACCACCUUCUGCCAGAACCCAGUCUCUUCAGCACAGUGCAACUGUACCGGCAAAACAAUAAGCUGUAUGGGCCGGUGUUUACUGGUGCCAGCAAAUUUCGAUGCAAGGACUGCAGUGCAGCUUAUGACACACUUGUAGGCCUCACAGUGCACAUGAAUGAAACGGGCCAUUACCGUGAUGACAAUAAAGAUCAGGAGGAUGACAUGGGCAAGAAAUGGUCGAAGCCAAGGAAGCGUUCCUUGAUGGAGAUGGAGGGCAAAGAGGAUGCUCAGAAAGUCUUAAAGUGCAUGUACUGCGGACACUCGUUUGAAUCUCUACAAGACCUAAGUGUUCACAUGAUCAAAACAAAACACUACCAGAAAGUGCCUCUAAAAGAACCAAUGCCAGCUCUGGCCUCAAAGCUGGUGCCCUCUACCAAAAAACGAGCCUUUCAUGAACUAGUGUCUCCCUGCUCACCCGAGUCGAUCACUAGCACAACAGGUGUUCCACUAACAGAGUCCACACCUACCAAAGACCAGAAGGUUGCUAAUCCCUAUGUCACUGCUAACAAUCGUUAUGGCUAUCAGAAUGGUGCGAGUUACACCUGGCAGUUUGAAGCCAGAAAAGCCCAAAUACUAAAGUGCAUGGAAUGUGGAAGUUCCCAUGAUACCUUGCAGCAGCUCACAGCUCAUAUGAUGGUAACAGGACAUUUUCUCAAAGUCACCAACUCUGCUUCGAAAAAGGGGAAACAGUUAGUGUUUGACCCAGUCGUGGAAGAGAAAAUUCAGUCCAUUCCCCUUCCACCCACCACCACACGUCUACCAGUUCCAACUAUCAAGUCACAAAUAGAUUCUCCAUUACAGAGCUCUACAAAUGAAGAGAGGAAGGAUUCACAUGAGGAGAAAAAAGAGGUGACUGAAACAGAAAGGAAAAUAAAAGAAGAAAAAGAGGACCCCUCAGACAAGCCAGAGAACUCUGCUAAACCUGGCCAGUACAAAUAUCUCAGAGAAGAGGAUUUGGAAGAGACGCCAAAAGAGGGUCUUGAUAUUCUGAAGUCUCUAGAAAAUACAGUUUCUAGUGCAAUCAGCAAGGCUCAGACAGGUACUCCUACAUGGGGUGGUUAUCCAAGCAUCCAUGCUGCCUACCAGCUCCAGGGGUCAAUAAAGUCUCUUGCUGCUGUCCAGAGUGUCAAAAUGCAACCCACCUUCAGUGCUAGUAGCUUGAAGUCUCUGUCAACAGAAACCAGUGCCCUCAUCCAUUCUCCAGGGAGCCCGUCCCCACCUCCAAACCAUAAGAGCAAUGUAUUAGCCAUGGAAGAGUUGGUGGAGAAGGUCACAGGGAAAAUUGUGACUAAAAAGGAGAAGGAGGAGAAGCCAAACGAACGCAUUCCAAAGCAUGUCUCUACGCCAUCCCCAUCGCCUGGAUUCAAGGAGAAAAAAGACUUCGCUCAGCCAACUGAUCUUAGCAAGCCGACAAAGAAUGGUAUCACAGAGGAGACCGAGUCAGUCAGUAAAGAAGGGGAACAGAUCGAAAGUCAUGCUGAAACCCCAGACAAGAACGGAAUAGACAACCUCAAAACGCAUGUCAGCAACGGGUGCAGUAGCUUGGGAAUAAUUACUGACCACUCACCAGAACAGCCUUUAGUGAACCAUCUCAGUGCACUGCAGUCCAUUAUGAACACUCACUUGGGCAAGGCAUCCAAAACUGUUAGCCCAUUAUUAGACCCGUUAGCAAUGCUGUACAAAAUCAGCAACAACAUGGUCGAGAAACCUUUCUACAGCCCAACUCAGGUUAAGCAAGUCGAAUCCAUCAACAGAUAUUUUGACAAUGAAGACCAGCCGAUCGACUUGACAAAAUCCAAGAACAGCAACGGGCGUCCAAACAACAGCUCCUCCACGGUCAUAAGCAACAGUAGCAACAGCAGCAUUCCGAACACUAACCGACCCAUUCUUUCAAACAUAUCUGAAUCGCUGUCUUCCCCUCUGAGGGAAAAUGCCUUGAUGGACAUCUCAGACAUGGUGAAAAACCUCACGGGCCGCCUGACACCAAAGUCAUCGACACCCUCUUCAAUCUCGGAGAAGUCAGAAGCAGACGGCAGUGCUUUUGAGGAUGCCCUCGAGGACUUUACCCAUGUCCAAAAGAGGAAAGGGAGGCAGUCGAACUGGAACCCGCAACACCUGCUGAUCCUGCAAGCUCAGUUUGCAUCCAGCCUUCGUGAAACUCCAGAGGGGAAGUUCGUCAUCACCGACCUGGGUCCUCAGGAGCGUGUACAUAUCUGUAAAUUCACAGGCCUAUCAAUGACCACAAUCUCUCACUGGCUUGCCAACGUGAAGUACCAGCUCAGGCGGACAGGUGGAACCAAGUUUCUAAAGAACAUUGACUCUGGCCAGCCUCUGUUCUUAUGCAGCGACUGCGCCUCUCAGUUCAGAACUCCCUCUACGUACAUUAGCCACUUAGAAUCCCAUUUAGGCUUCAGUUUAAAGGACCUGUCGAAGUUGUCUAUAGACCUUAUGCGAGAGCAGCAAUCGGUCACAAAAAUGAUAACGGACAAGACUUUCGGUUCCCUCGGCUUGAACGAGGACGACUCAAAUUCCAUCUAUCAGUGCAAACUGUGCAAUAGGACCUUUGUCAGCAAACAUGCAGUUAAGCUGCACCUUAGCAAAACGCAUGGAAAGUCUCCAGAGGACCACUUGAUCUUCGUGUCUGAGCUUGAAAAGCUUGAUAAAAUGUAGAGGAGCAGGCCAGUGGCAGUGACGUGACUGACUUGAGAAUCAUUGCACUACAUCAUUGUUCUGCACUGCAUCCGAACUGAGCCUUCAGUCGAAACUGAUUCGAACUUUGAUUUGUUGUGCAACUGCCUGACUGGACCAUGAUCUUGCUCUCCUUUUUCAGUUUUCUUUUUCACUUCAGUUGAUUUCUAUACCUUACAUUGUAUUGUAUUUAUAUAUGUGUUAAUUAUGUGCAUGUUUUUUUUUUUUUUUUUUUUUUUCUAGUGAGUCCAGACUUGAGCAAAUUUUCCACUGUUUGUACUUUGUGGAAUUGAGAAUGAGACCAGCAUGGUAUCCAUGGGCAUGGUCAAAUCAACACGCAAAGAGUGCCAUGUGAAUUUCGUCCAAUCUAUUUCGUUCUGUAUUCUUCGAAUAACUGACAAUUUCAGCAAAGCAAACCUGCAGAAACUAUAAAGAAUAUAUAGAGAGUAUAGAUUUUAUUAUUUUGAUCUUAAAUUCCCAAAAUUUGACUUUAUUACAACAAUACCUACAUUUCAUUAUAAAAAUUUAAAAAAUAUACAAAUGGCAGCAUUGUAUCUUUAACCUCAACAGAUGAUGACUGACUGCUUCAGAUUAUUCAGUUUGUGUUUUAAAUGAUUUAGUUAAAAAAAAUAAUUUGUUUUUUCGUUUUUGUUUUUUUUAACUGUAGCAAUUUGGAAACGUAUGCUUUGGUACCAAUUUUUCUCUUUCUAUAGGUUUGCUUCGAUUUCAACUUGUAAAGACUUAAUCAAAUCCUUAUAUACAGUACAUAUAUAUUUAAAUGAUCUGCAACAAUGUACAUGUAAUUCUUUUUUUUUCCAUCAUCAUAUCUUGCCAGUUGCCACAGCUUUGUUUGUAUGGUGUGCAUUCUUUUAUAUUGUCAUUUUAUAUAUAGUAAAAUGAAAAAGGAAAUAAUAUGUAAAUAGAUAUAUAUGCAGACGAUAUGUGAACAGUAGCGCUGACGUUCAUCUUUUUUGGUCCUCCAGUGUGGUUAAUAUUAAUUGGUUUGACGGAACGCAUCUUGCGAUGCACAUGAUGCCUGAGUGAAAAUGAGCAAUGCACAACAGGAAAGCCAGUGCAUUUUAAUGUUUUUAAAUCAUACCAUUGUGAAAUGUCUCAUCAACUCAUAAAAAAAUAUUGUUUUCGUCUCUCAAUUGUAAAAUAAAUCCUGACAUUUCUUGA